GUACCAUUAGUAGUAAAAAGUUUGAGGACUUCAGAUUUUGGAACAAUCUGAGUUGGAAAAUGAUGGCUGUAGGACGAGUUUUGCUGUUGGUGGCAGUUUUAGGAUAUGUUGGGAUAUCUCUGGCAAGAGGGGAAUGUCUGAGAUGUAAACGUGAUACAAUACAGGACCCUGGUUUGACAGCUGAGGGAAACGGUUCCGCUCGUAUUGGUGCUGGAGUUUCUGGUGAUGCUGAUGGAAAUGGUGGUGUUAGUGACGAAGAUAAUGGAACUGGAGGUGGUAGUUUCGAAGGAUCUGGAUCCGUUUCUGUCGGUGAUGAGGGUCAUGAUUCCGGUUCUGGAAACUCUGGAUCCAAACCCUCAGGAGUUGGUGAUAUUAUCUCAUCAGUGGAAGGUCUUUUGGGUGGUCUUUUUGGUUCUGGUUUUGGAAAAUCCGGUUCGGAAGAUUCGAAAGCAGGCUCCGAUCAAGGAGAUGUUGGUCUGGGAGGUUCAGUUCCAGAAGGUUCUGGUCCUGGUUCAGGAAAUGUAGGGGCUAGUGACGAAGAUAAUGGAGCUGGAGGUGGUAGUUUCGAAGGAUCUGGAUCCGUUAGUGUCGGUGCUGAGGGUCAUGAUUCGGGCUCUGGAAAUUCUGGAUCUAAACACUCUGAACUUGGUGAUAUUGUCUCAUCCCUGGGAGGUCUCUUUGGUGGUCUUUUUGGUUCUGAUUCUGGGAAAUCCGGCUCGAAAGAUUCCGGUCCUGAGAGUUCGGGAGGUCGUUCUAUUAUAGGAGGACUCAUUGGGUCCCUAAAUGGUUCGGGCUCCGGAUCUGGUCCGAAUUCCGGAAGCGCUAGAGGUGGUAGUUCAGAAAGCGAAGGACCAGUAACAUUUCCUGAUCCAAAUACUAAUGGUUUACCUUCUGGAACAAAUGACCAUUCUCAAGAAAACGAUGGUAGUGAAUCCGGUGACUCUGGUGGAACUCCGGGCAAUGGAUCUGAUGGAGGUAAUUUUCACGUUAAACGUACAUAUGAAUGA
Messenger RNA from Leptinotarsa decemlineata (Colorado potato beetle), 1007 nucleotides. RefSeq lists its product as uncharacterized. Lineage: Eukaryota; Metazoa; Arthropoda; Insecta; Coleoptera; Chrysomelidae. The record is from RefSeq and is a predicted model, not a curated record.